AUGUACCCAGUUUCUUUUAAUGCUUCUUCACCCGCUCAAGAUGUAAUCGAUAUUCCAAAUAAAGUUCGAUUUAUAGUUAUUGGUGCUGGAUUAAUUGGACCACGCCACGCAAAUCAUGUUCAACAACGUAAUGACACUGAAUUGGUUGCAAUCAUUGAUCAUUCAUUAAAGGGACCUGCAGUUGCUAAAUCAUUAGGAGUUCGUCUUUUCAAAAAUUUAGAGGAAUUUUUCCACUAUUGUGAUUCCAAUUAUGUUAGUUAUCCAGAUGCUGCCAUUGUAGCCACACCAAACCAUACACAUAUUGAUAUGGGAUUGAAGCUAGCCGCUAAGAAAAUUAAUAUUUUGAUGGAAAAACCAUUGGCCCCAACUCCAAAAGACUGUAAAGUUAUUAUUGAUUAUUGCAAUCAACAGAAGGUUAAAUUAUUAAUUGGACAUCAUCGUCGAUUCAACCCAUAUAUAGUUGCUACUAAAGAGAAUUUGGAUCGAUUAGGCAACUUGAUUGCUAUUCAAGGUACUUGGUCUUUGCGUAAACCACAACUGUAUUUUGAUGAAAAACCUUGGAGAUCGUCAAAAGAAUUAGGUGGUGGUACUUUAUUAAUUAAUCUAAUUCAUGAUUUAGAUUUAUUACAAUACUUGAUUGGCCCUAUUGUUAAAGUUUAUGCAGAAUUACUUCCAAAACAAAGAUCAUCAUCCAAUUCAUCGGAAGAUUCAGAUAAAUUGGUUGAUGAGGGUGCUAGUUUAACUUUACGUUUUGCUAAUGGUUGUUGUGGGACUUUUAUUUGUUCUGAUAAUGUUACUUCUCCGUUUUCUUUUGAAGUUGGUACUGGGGAAAACCCAACGAUUCCUUUUAAUGAUUCAAUCCAAGGUAUUUAUAGAAUCUUUGGUAGUGAAGGUACCUUAUCCUUACCUGAUUUAAAAUUAUACCAUCAACAAAAUUUACCUCCAAAUUUAGAAAAACCAAAGCCUUUUGAUUUGCAAUUGGAUCAUUUUAUCAAAUUAUUAAAGAAUGAAGAAACUACUUGUAAAUGUUCUGGUGAAGACGCUUUGAGUGCUCUUUUGGUCAUUAACGCGGUUAUUGAAAGUAUUGACACUGGGUUACCUCAGUACGUACAAGCCGUUGAUGAUGUUUGA
Hyphopichia burtonii NRRL Y-1933 is the source of this 1131-nucleotide messenger RNA. RefSeq names its product Gfo/Idh/MocA family protein. Bases 1 to 1131 code for a protein of 376 amino acids. Gene Ontology annotation, molecular function: nucleotide binding. Lineage: Eukaryota; Fungi; Ascomycota; Pichiomycetes; Serinales; Debaryomycetaceae. The transcript has 3 exons. The record is from RefSeq and is a predicted model, not a curated record.